CCCAUAUGGGCCCACCUGACGCAUGUCAAGAUCACGGUGGAUCAACCAAAUGCAUUCCACCACUUGCUCCAGCUAGGUCCUAACCUCUCCUCAUUGACGAUCGAUUCAGUGCGAGUAAAGGUGAACUGCUUGAGCUAGCCAAGACUCAGCUUGACAUCAUUGGCGUCAAAGUAGGUCAUUUGCCCCAAACACCGCCCUUUGCAACCACAUAUAUGGAAGAAACGCCUGCCCUGCCUUUCCAACGAAUUGGUGAAUGCUCAUCGACGCAGCGAAUAAGCAAUCACGAGGUCAUGCUAGCUAUUGGGAACGAGGAACCUUUUUAUGACUUGUAUUGCACAACUUUGAAUCGUGCCAUCGACAUGUACGUGAAGGCUGGCCGUCGCAAAUUCGCGCUAAAGCUGCAUGGCUUCCUCGCCGCUCUAGACAUUCAUCGAGGACGCCUAGAGAGUGCUCUGGCAAUUUUUACAUCCUUGCCUGCUCACUAUGCACCUCAUAUGUGGACAUCACUAGAAUCCUUCAUGCUCUCUCAUGCAAUCAACAUACAUGCCGAGCUGGAGCAACCCUGAGACCGAGAAUGGAUACAUAUCUUGCUUGCAUUUCUAAGGACAUGCACAAAUGACGUGAGCACAGAGCUAGUAACAGAAGAGAAUGGGGAAAUGGGUGUUACGCAGCUUGUUGGAGCACUUCAC
Molecule: messenger RNA, 689 nt
Organism: Suillus paluster
Lineage: Eukaryota; Fungi; Basidiomycota; Agaricomycetes; Boletales; Suillaceae
Exons: 3
Coding region: 213-566 (117 amino acids)
Biological process (GO): intra-Golgi vesicle-mediated transport; early endosome to Golgi transport
Cellular component (GO): TRAPPII protein complex
Source: RefSeq, a predicted model, not a curated record